Molecule: messenger RNA, 5592 nt
Organism: Platichthys flesus (European flounder)
Lineage: Eukaryota; Metazoa; Chordata; Actinopteri; Pleuronectiformes; Pleuronectidae
Gene: map2k4b
Product: mitogen-activated protein kinase kinase 4b
Exons: 14
Coding region: 69-1424 (451 amino acids)
Biological process (GO): MAPK cascade; protein phosphorylation
Molecular function (GO): JUN kinase kinase activity; ATP binding
Source: RefSeq, a predicted model, not a curated record
GAGGGAGGGGGGGCCAAGUUUCACUCUCUGCAUUGCAGCCUGAGCUGCUGCCGGACUCCAACACAACAAUGGCGACUCCCAGUCCCGACAGCAACUCCACGGGCUCCGGCAACAGCGGCCGCGUGGUGGGAUCCACGUCGCACCAGCUCCACCAGAACACGCAGGGCGGCGGCAUGCAAGAUUUGGCCCACAUCCCACGUCCAGCCCACACACCUCAUGGAUUGAUGGCACUUGGGCGGUCUGCUCCUGUUUGCCAGAUCUGGGCCACAAAACCCAACACCUGCUGGAGAUGUCAGAAUGAAACAGGGUUUCAGAUAAGCCUGUCUGGAGUUUCCCAAAGUAAACGUAAAGCGCUGAAGCUGAACUUCGCCAACCCGCCAGUGAAACCAGCCUCCAGGCUCCCGCUCCAACCAACGCCCCCGUCUUUCCAAAACCCUCACAUAGAGCGCAUGCGGACACACAGCAUCGAAUCGUCGGGGAAGCUGAAGAUCUCCCCCGGGCAGCAUUGUGACUUCACAGCGGAGGAUCUGCGAGACCUCGGGGAGAUCGGUCGUGGAGCGUAUGGCUCCGUCAACAACAUGGUCCACAAACCCACAGGCCAGAUCAUGGCUGUCAAGAGGAUUCGCUCCACUGUGGAUGAGAAGGAGCAGAAGCAGCUGCUGAUGGAUCUGGACGUGGUGAUGAGGAGCAGUGACUGUCCCUACAUCGUUCAGUUCUACGGAGCUCUAUUCAGAGAGGGGGACUGUUGGAUUUGUAUGGAACUCAUGGCUACCUCACUAGACAAAUUCUACAAAUAUGUAUAUUGUAAUUUAGAUGACAUCAUUCCAGAGGAAAUAUUAGGCAAAAUAACAUUAGCGACCGUUAAAGCACUGAACCACUUAAAAGAAAACUUGAAAAUAAUUCACAGAGACAUCAAACCUUCCAACAUUCUUAUGGACCGAAGGGGUAACAUCAAGCUGUGUGACUUUGGCAUCAGUGGUCAGCUGGUCGACUCCAUAGCCAAGACCAGAGAUGCAGGCUGCAGGCCGUACAUGGCGCCUGAGAGGAUAGAUCCCAGUGCUUCCAGACAAGGCUACGAUGUCCGGUCUGAUGUGUGGAGCUUGGGAAUCACCCUGUACGAGUUGGCCACUGGAAGGUUUCCCUAUCCCAAGUGGAAUAGUGUUUUUGACCAGCUGACACAAGUGGUGAAAGGAGAACCUCCUCAACUCAGCAACUCUGAUGAGAGAAUGUUCUCCCCCAAGUUCGCCAACUUCGUUAACCUAUGCCUUACAAAGGAUGAAUCAAAAAGGCCAAAGUACAAGGAGCUUCUGAAACACACCUUCAUUCUGAUGUACGAGGAGCGUUUCGUGGACGUCGCCGGUUACGUGUGUCGCAUCCUGGAUCAGAUCCCCACCUCUCCCAUCUCUCCUAUGUACGUGGACUGACUGUGUUAGGAUGGGGCGGGGCGGGGCACUAAGCUUUGUGAUGGGACUCUUGUCCUCUUUGCCCUCCGAGUUCCGUAGGAGUUCUGGCUGUUUUAUGCACACGUUCCAAAGAGCAACAGGAACUUAGUCCAAAUUGCCCGGUGCAAUAAGAUGAAUAUUGUUAUGCGAACACUUCCACCUCCCAUCACCCCGUUUAGUAUCAGUGAAAGCUGAAGCUUCAUCAAACAUGUUCAGCCAGAAAAAAAAUGAAGACGUAACAUUGUCUCAGUAAAAUGCAGCCAAUAUUUACGGGAUGAAAAAGGAGUAGAGUAUACAUAAAUGGUGUGUGUGUAUAUGUAAGUAUGUAUGAAUAUAUAUAUACAUAUAUUUAUGUACACACACACACUUUUACACAAAUACAGAAUUUACCAAAUAAAAUGUUUAUGAGUGACACUCACGACGUAUGAACAAAAUUAGCCGCCUGUUUAAUUGUACAUUUAAGACUGUAUGUAUGCAUAUGUGUGUUCACCUCUUGAGUUGUUGACAUGUACAGAUGUAUGCUGAUUCGACCUCCCGUCAAUACACACACCUUUCACGCAGUUUGUUGUCGGCACCUGAACUCAUGGUAAACGAAUGAGGGUGCGGAAGUUUUUGUCUCUGAAAGCUCAUGGAUAAACGGUGGCUUGGCUUUACUUCUUUUCUUUGUUGUUCAAUAUGCAAUCUGGGAGAGGUUGUCUCUCCCAUCCACUGCUUAGUCCAGCUCGUACCUUUUUAUAUGUUAUCAUUACUUUGGCAUCAGGGAGCUAAGCAUCUGCUUUUAUGACGGAUCAUUUCGCGGUGGGCUUUCUCAAACCCGGUAGGUCAUUGAACAACCAUUUGUGAUAUUAACCCGCUAACCAAGUUGUGACUCCAGAAAACGAUGUCAGGUGCUGUUUUACUGCAUCAUCUCAAAUCUGCUCAGCGAAUUUGAAUCCCUUUAUCAAAUCGAGCAACUUGGGAUAAUCUGUAGUGGCUGAAAAGAAAGGAGUACCACAGUCUUGAGUGGCAGCCAAAUAAUAUUCACAACCAAUGGCUAAAACCUGAAAAUCCUCAGCAGCAGAGGAUAUGGAAUUUGAAUUCACUGUAUAUAAAAGGUAGGGUUGGUGAUUGUUUCUUAAACACUUUUUAUCUUAUCUGUUGAAACACUCAUCACGUCCCGAUAACUUACACAAUUCAUUAUUCCCUGGCGUAUCUGUCGGACACUAACUGACCGGCCUGUGACGAUAACCAGAAGUUAAGGAGUGAGUCACUGAAAAGUCGUCUUCCAGCAGUUGUCAGGCAGUGCACGCUCACGUGUCUCGGGGGCGUUGCUUUGACGAGAAGGCUGAUUGGAGGGGGUGGGAUUUAUCAGUUGCAUUAUUUUCAAUGUGUGGUCUUUUUCCAGGAUUAUCAUCCCUAGGUUUUAGAGUAGCCUGGAGUCACCCAGAUCUAGCCUGCUUAAUAUUUCAACUGAUUUCUACUGCUAAUGUGGCUGCAUGAAGGUUUAACUGAUGCUCUUUGUUAGCGAUGUGCCGAGACUGGACAGAUCAUCUCUUUAGAAGAUGUCACCACCCUGUUGGUCUUGUUGAAAUGUAAAAGUCCUUGUUGAAAGUAUUUGUCAUUUUAACGGUCACACGUAACAGUAAUAGUCAGUGCUAGCUAUAAAUGAGAGGCGGCCUUCCUCAAUGCUUUGCCAAUAAAAAUGACCCAUGAAUAAUAAAAAGCUGAAGACACUCAUCAUCAGAGGUUUCUAAAUCUGGUUUCUUUGCUAAGGAGAACUGGAUCAUUUCUUUUCUGGAAUUCGAACCCUAUUUAAAUAUUUUGAUAGAUUUGUACUGCACAAGAAACUAGCAUGUUUGUGUGGCAAUAGGAAUGGAGUUGCAGUUUGGUGCUGUGGCCCAAAAUGUAAUGUAUUACCUUUUAAAACCAGGAGGAGUGUUGUUAAAUGACCUUCCAUCUGCAAUUUAUCUCGCUGAAAAAAAGAUCAAAAUUUCUCAACUGCAAUAAAUAUAACAAGAGAUGAGAGACACAAACUGGAGCGAAGCCGACGCAACUUUGCCAAAUGUAAAGUUACUUUAGGACACGAUGCCCCUCAAUGUAAAUGUGUAUGUUAUGGUGCAUCUAAUCCGCUGUUCCUGGCAGGUUCUGCUCGACAGUUAAGGCUCAUUUCCUGAACACACAGAUGAUCAGAUCAGACUGUGAGGUGCUUCGGCUGCUGGGUGCGGAAAGAAAGCGCUCGUCGGUGUGCAGCAGUCUGAGAAUGAGCCUGAACGCUCCUCAGUAGCCUGUCAUAGCACUGUACAGUUUAAUUGUUCAUCCACACUGAUCACAGAUCCACCGCACUGCCGUGCUAAAAGUCAACAGCAGUAACUACAAGAGGUUGUUAAAGAGGGUUCCUGUUGAGAAAAUGCUGCUAAAUGACAAAAUGUCCACGUACCACACAACUGCCAGGAGCGGACGGCCGCUGCCUGGAUAGUUACAGUUCUUUGACCCUAAAGGUCACCGUGAACUCAGCAUGUUCCACCUUGACCCGGCAUGUCUCUCUGGUUUGCACUGAUGAUUUACCAUGAUUAAUACAUGGGAUGCAUCUCCAUAAUUUAGAAACACCUUCACCUGUAUGUUCUCUGGUGCUUGUAUACUGAGGUGUUCCAACUGGGCUAUAGGUGAAGGGGAAGCUACAAAUGUCAGACUAACGUGAUCCGCCCUCCGUUAAUCCCUCUCAGAAAGCCAUGUCUACCUACAGGGUCACUCACCUGUAUGGAUGAUCAUCCUUCAACACUGGGACGCUGUAGAGACUUUUUAUAAAUUAUUAACAUUUUCUUAUGAUCAAAUCCCAUGGAUAGAACUAUCAAUACAACCGGCCUUAUCUUUUCAUCUUGCAAAUACUUGUAAUGUACAUUUAAUGUGAACAUGUCUUGACUCCUUCAUCCUAUCGACUCCUACAAUAUAGCCUAUAUGAUAAUAAGCCAAAAGUGUACAGUAACUUAAGUCAAGGGUUGACUGUGUGUCAUAAUUCAGGAUCAGUUGAUCAUGAGUCUGUUGAAAUAUUGUUACCGUUACUCUUUUGCUUUAAUGUGGAAAAACACAUUUCUAGUUUCUCGUCAAACCUGAUUGGGGUUGAUCACGCUUUUAUUGCCUUUUUUGGUAUUUCUCUCAGCUAUAGGCCUAGUUUCAAUACAUAAAAAGAACGGUCAUACCUGGAGGGACACUCCAGGGAUAUUAGUAUUGUAUUUAAAUAAAGUUAUGAGUCUUGCACGGAGAGAAUAAAAAGGAAAGGUAAAACAUUUUUAGGCAGAGCCUGAGACAAUCUGCUACAACAGUCCUUGGUGCGACCUGAAUACAAAGGAGUGUAGAAGUCCUCAGGGUUAUUUCCUUUUCAACAGACAGAAAUAAAACUUUGCUUUAUGUGUAAAAUCAGUGAAGAUUCCCUUUGAAGUUUACUUUAUAGGUCUCUACAGUGGUCAGCCAUGUUGGGAAAUAUCUUUAUUCAAGAGCAUGGUCACUGCAAUCAGGACUUCAGGUUCAGAUUUUGUAAUGCUUUCACUCAAAACCCUGUGCUCACACUCAAAUAGCCCCUGCAUGUGCCUAGAUUUCCUGCACGGGCAGUUACUUAAACUGGAUUCAUGCACUCCUGCAAAGGGCUCUUAAAGAAGUGAAUCUAAAUCAGAGAGUAGUCGUUUCACAGGAGCAGAAGAGCUGAAGCUGGAGUGCAGGAACUCUGCAAGCAACAAAAUAUCCGAGGGCAAGUGCACAGUUUGAACCCAGGCAGGUUAUAUUUGAGUGCAAGCGCAAGGUUGAGUUAAAGCAUUUCAAAAUCUGUACCUCAAAUCAAUUUGCCCUGCUCUCAAACUGAAAGACCACACUCUCGAAUAAAGUAAAUAAAUAAAUAAAUAGCCCAUAGUCUCCUUUGACCAAACAGUUAAAGCUGUGUCAAUGCAAACUGUCUCCAGAUCUGUAUUUCUCUCAUGGGCUGUUUCCAGGAUGCCAUCUUGCCUCUGGUGAAUCUGAAUCUCCGGGGUACAUGUUGUAUAAAUUGCAAUUAACUAGAAUGUUCAUAUCACAUUAUAAGAUAAUAAGGGACAAUGGAUAUUAUAUUGUAUCUUUAUCGAGGGUUACAAAUAAAACUGUAUUUUGUGCUUCUUGUGACAUGAAUAAAAAACUGCGGAAAUUA